GAUAAACCAUAUGUAAACAAUACAUUCAGAUUGCACAGAUGCAGAAGUCGUUUUAAGAUUCUUUUCAUCUUACUAUGUACUGUCUGUGGCUGAGGUUUGAUGAUGAGCAAGAUUCAUGUUGUGAUUCAAGUGAUCUAGAAAAAGAAGAAAAGGCCAUUAAUUGGUCUGAAACUGAUGCAGUUCAAAAUACAGCUAUAUAUGUGGAAACAGGCAGCACCUUACCUUUUCAUUUGGCUGCAAAUACACAAGAAAAUAGUGACCAAAAUGUUACGAAUGGUUUGCUAAGGAAAAUUAUAAGUGGAACUAAUGCUGCAGCAUGCAGUACUCAAGGCUUAAUACCGUCUCACAUCAGUCAAAUUUAUGAUGAAUUAUUUGUCAUACAUCAGAAGCUCCAGAGAGAAAGUUUAGCGCAACAGGAAUAUGCUCUCCAACUCCGGAAAAGAGAGCAUUUCCUAACAGAACGAGAAACGGUGCUUUUUAGCCAUGAAGCAGCUUUGGCUAAAAUACGUGGUGUUGAGGAAGAAGUUCACACAAAACUUGGAAUUAUAAAAGAGCAACAUGAGGCAGAAGUUAAACAGCUGACAGAAGUCUUGAGAGAAAUAACUAAAGAAAAUAGGAGGCUGAAGUCAUCAUUUGACACCUUGAAGGAAGUGAAUGACUCUUUAAGAAAACAGUUAAGUGAUGUAACUGAGCUGAACAAGAAGUUGGAAGGUCAAGCAAGAAAAGUACAAGCUCGUUUAGAGAAUCUACAAAGGAAGCAUGAAUUGUUAACAGUAAAGAAGUCUAAUAAUAUCUGUCAAGUGGUGCAAAAAAGUAAACCUGUCAAGCAGGAAAAAGUGACGGUAACAUCGAAAAAUGCUAAGCUACCAACGAAUUCACAAGUUUAUGAGCUCCUAACUUUUCUUAUGGAUUGGAUCUCAGACCAGCAUCUUAGCAAAAUAAAAAUACAUGAAGAAAGAGAGGACAGUCAUAAACCUCAGACUAUCGAGACCUCAAAAAAGAUCUGCACCCAGGAAAGAUGUAUGAAGCUUCUGCCUAUAGCUACUGAGCAACUCCAGUGGAUGCCAUUUGUGAAUUCCAAACUACACAUGCCUGUAAUUAAAUUUAUUUACUGGUCUAUAAGACAGUUAGACAGUGGUGUUCAGCAUGCAGCAAUGACAUCAACAAUGAGGAGACUUGGUGAAGAUAUUUUCAAAGGCAUAGUAAUUAAGGGAAACCCAGACAGUUCUUCUGAACAGUCUACAGAGAGUAAAUCAAAAUUGGCAGCUUUUUUUAAGAGUUCCUGUAUGCCUUUGAGAUUUCUCUCAACUUUAAUUGUGCUUAAAACAGUGACACAAGUGGAUUACCUGGCUCAGGCGUUUGAUUCCCUUCGAACAGACUUGAAGACAGAUGAAGGGAAGGCCUUAUUUUUGGAAUACCAGUGUGUGCCUAUUAUAUUAAGUCACUUAAAAGUAUCCAGUAGAGGUCUGCUUUCCGUUGCUUUUGAUGGAUUACUUCAGAUGACCACAGAAUCUGAUUCUUCACAGCCUUUCCUGGAAGCCUGCAGUAAUGAAUCCUUCUUCCGAACUUGCUCUCUUUUGCUUCGAAGUUCUAAGCUAGAUACUCAGAUUUUGGAAAAGCUCUGUGUGAUACUGCAAAAACUCUCCAGAAUAAAAAGUAAUAAGAAGAUGUUUGAAAUGUUUGCUCUUCACCAAAUGAUCCAAGAACUGCACAGGACUACAAAUCCAGAUCAUGUUUUUCUCUGUAUAAACCUCAACUCAAUUCUGUUAAAUUUGGGAUUGUCAAGGAGUAACUCUCUUAUCUCCGGUUUAAGCACAAGUCACUAGCACUAUCAUUCAAUCUAAUUUUUGUUCUGUAUAACUUUUACCAACAGCCUAUGUUACUUGAAAUUUGGAGGGGUUUUCUUACGGUUUUGUGUAAAUUAAUGAAGCAGAACCUCAGUACUGCAUAAGUUACUCUGUAUUGUGUGGAAUCUCAUUAAUAUUUCCCUCACUCAUGAAAAGGAAAAUGAAAAUUUGCAUAAUAUGUUAAAUGGCUUUCUUCAUUGAAAGAAAUGAAAAUAAUGCUUCUGAUCUGAAUGAUUCAUUUAUCCUAAGGGACUGGAUCACUUGAGUCAGCAGAUCAGAAAUACCACCCUUUCCUUACAGGUAUGAAUCUUGGUUUCCUUUGACUCUUCAGAGAGUUUUAUAAAUUCAUUUAUUUAUUUUAUGGUUGAUAAGUAAUGGACAAGUAUCAAAUUAUCUUUUGAUAGAGUUGUAGUAUGAUUUAACAUAACUAGAUAUGUUGAAUGAGAAAUAUUUUUGGUUUAAUUUCAGAAUGCCAUAGUGGUUUUUUAUUUUUUAUAUGUAUAUGUAACAGUAUUUUAUCCUGCUUUGUAAGAAUUUCUAGUGUCACUUGGGUUGUAGCAUCUCUGCAAAUGUAAAUAAAAACAUUCCUUCAAAUGCCUGGCAAUAGUAGUCCCCAAUGUAAAAUACUUUAUUUUAUUAUUUCUGCUAUAUUUUGUAUUAAUUUGCAAUACAAUCCUCAUAGUACCCACAUUUCUUUUCUGCAUGUAAUGAAUAUACUUUCUGUCUGCCACAGUUCAGUGUUCAGAAGUUCUUGCACGUAGGGAAUAGGAUACUACUUAAAAAUUCAACUUAGUCCUCCGAUUUCUGGUUUGUGCUGUAAUUACUGAAACUCUUUAAUUACAAAAUUGAGGCUCUGGUUAAAAUUUAAAGAUCUGCUGUAUGUUAGUUUUUCACUAAGACUGGCAGUAUAAAACUUCAGAGUGCUUUACUUCUCAGUUCCAUACUUCUUACCCCCCACACACACCUUGGUUUUCCUUUGUAUUUUUUACCAGAACUCUUUGAACUGAGUCUUUGAAGUUGAAUUCUAAAUGCAGAUAUUUUUCUAGCAAUGUGACUUGCGUUUCUGACAAGCUUUCCUAUGAAAGGAUUCUACACUACAUUUGGCAUCAUGUAUGUCCAGAAGAGAGAACAAGCAGUGUGUACUCUUUGGGCAGGAAAUGAAUUCUAGGUAAUUUUUAAAUCACACUAAUAAUAGCUAAAAGCUUUUGCUGACAGUGGAUUAUGUUUUGGAAUAGGAUUUCUUCAUCAGGCAUUUCAGAAUUUUGUCAGAUUUACCCAAAGUGCAAAAGCUUGCUUAUACCUUUGGCUGGAGACAAAACCCUCUUAUUUAGCAAGUGUGUUCCCAGUUCUCAUGUGCUUCUCCAUCCGCUUGGUUAUUAAAAAUACUAGAAAAUAAAUCAAAAAAA
This is a messenger RNA of Pezoporus occidentalis (night parrot), 3253 nucleotides long. It is a transcript of the gene CCDC138, whose product is annotated as coiled-coil domain containing 138. The transcript has 13 exons. The coding region runs from base 75 to 1826 and encodes 583 amino acids. Lineage: Eukaryota; Metazoa; Chordata; Aves; Psittaciformes; Psittacidae. The record is from RefSeq and is a predicted model, not a curated record.